Messenger RNA from Pecten maximus, 2150 nucleotides. RefSeq names its product stress-activated protein kinase JNK-like. Gene Ontology annotation, cellular component: nucleus; cytoplasm. The record is from RefSeq and is a predicted model, not a curated record. Gene Ontology annotation, biological process: protein phosphorylation; JNK cascade. The transcript is spliced from 11 exons. Gene Ontology annotation, molecular function: ATP binding; JUN kinase activity. Bases 234 to 1460 code for a protein of 408 amino acids. NCBI's taxonomy places the organism in Eukaryota, Metazoa, Mollusca, Bivalvia, Pectinida, Pectinidae.
CACGCACCAAAAUAGACGAUUUCUAAUGGAGGAUUGGAAGACUUCAUACGACCCAUAGGAUUUCUUGUCUUCAUCCUUUGAUCACAGACAAUUGUUGUUCAUGUGGAUUAUCUAGAUGACAUUGGACCUGAAACAAAGCAAGCUGUAGAAGGUCAACUUUGAAGUACUUUUAAAAGCAGUUCACACCAAUGGACAUAUAGAGGCUUCCUCGAUUAUCCUAACCUUCUUGCAGUAUGAGUAACCCUCCAGCUGCUGCCCCUCCCAACUUCUACAUGGUAGAAGUUGGUGACUCGACUUUCACAAUUUUAGAUAGAUACCAGAAUCUCAAGCCAAUAGGAUCUGGAGCUCAAGGAAUUGUGUGUGCUGCCUAUGACACUGUUGCGGGAGCAAAUGUUGCAAUAAAGAAACUCAGUCGUCCAUUUCAAAAUGUUACACAUGCCAAAAGGGCAUACAGAGAAUUUGUACUGAUGAAGUUGGUAAAUCACAAGAAUAUAAUAGGCCUGUUAAAUGCAUUUACUCCACAAAAGACACUAGAAGACUUUCAGGAUGUGUAUCUUGUGAUGGAACUUAUGGAUGCCAAUUUAUGCCAGGUGAUCAACAUGGAUCUUGACCAUGAAAGAAUGUCAUAUCUGUUGUACCAGAUGUUAUGUGGUAUCAAACACUUACAUUUUGCUGGUAUUAUCCAUCGGGAUUUGAAGCCAAGCAAUAUAGUAGUGAAGUCAGAUUGUACACUGAAGAUUUUAGACUUUGGCCUGGCACGUACACAGGGAACAGCAUUCAUGAUGACACCAUAUGUUGUGACACGGUACUACAGAGCCCCAGAGGUCAUUCUGGGCAUGGGCUACAAGGAGAAUGUGGAUAUAUGGAGUGUGGGUUGUAUCAUGGCAGAGUUGAUCCGAGGAGCUGUGAUGUUUCCAGGCAGUGAUCAUAUUGAUCAAUGGAACAAAAUCAUAGAGCAGUUAGGAACGCCGUCACGGGAAUUUAUGCAAAGACUGCAACCAACAGUUAGAAGUUAUGUUGAAAACCGGCCGCGCCAUGCUGGCUAUAACUUUGAUAGACUAUUCCCAGAUGUGAUAUUUCCUCAGGACAGUGCUGACCAUAGCGGACUAAGGGCCAGCAUGGCUCGUGAUCUCCUAUCUAGAAUGUUAGUGGUAGACCCAGAAAAAAGGAUUUCUGUUAACGAAGCAUUAAUGCACCCAUAUAUAAAUGUGUGGUAUGAUGAGAAUGAAGUCAAUGGGCCAGCUCCAGACUCAUAUGAUCACACAGUAGAUGAACAGGAGCACACAGUGGAGCAGUGGAAAGAGUUGAUAUAUGAUGAAGUUAUGUCAUUUGAAUACAAGGAAAAGAAGAAGUUACAAACAGCCUCCAAUCCUAUGCAAAACCACGCUGUUGGAGCUGCAAACAACGAGAGCUUGACGAAUGACAGUGUGGCGGGCACGAAUUCCAACAGAUGUCGAUAACUGCUGUAUAUAUAGAGCUUGUACCAUACUAGGCUGCAUAAUUUAUUCCUUCCUCUUCACCCAUGUCUGUCAUUUGGAGAACAUCUCUCAGAUUUACACAAUCAUGUCUAAAUGUUCUUUAUCGACUGUAAGUGUAUCUAAUGACUCAUUGGCUUGCAAAGUCUCUAAAUGGUAUAAAUAAACAUGCUUGUUUGUUGACACAGUUAUACACUUUGUGUUAACAAUUGAUAUCAUAUACAGAUUCAUGUAAUUUUGUCUUAUGAACAGUUACUAUACAAAUGGGGAUUUAGUUUUUAUGAACAGUUGGUCACAACACAAAUUCAGUUGAAAGAACAGUUGUCAGUUGCAUACGGGUGAUCUAGUUCCAAUUAACUAUAAUGUAUCUUGCCUUCAAAUAAAUUUCACCAAUUUGUUCUGAAUCAGGAACUUUGGAGCUUCUGUAUUAUGUUGGUUAUUACGGAGCAUUAUCAUUGAUAGCAUUACUCUACUGUCUACUGACAGGAAUGUAUGCUUCCCAUGUAUCAGGUAAAGUUAAUAUGGGGUAAUUGAUUAUCACCAUUUUGUGUUCAGUUUAUUUUGGUCUUGAAGGAAUAUAAAACAAUUCUGUGUUGUUUAUGUCACUUUGUUACAGUAUAACUUAGUUUCUACCACAAUACCCUGUGCUAUUCAACUCUCAGACCAUCAGUUAAU